Molecule: messenger RNA, 4376 nt
Organism: Neoarius graeffei (lesser salmon catfish)
Lineage: Eukaryota; Metazoa; Chordata; Actinopteri; Siluriformes; Ariidae
Gene: ccn4a
Product: cellular communication network factor 4a
Exons: 5
Coding region: 180-1259 (359 amino acids)
Biological process (GO): signal transduction; cell adhesion
Cellular component (GO): extracellular region; extracellular matrix
Molecular function (GO): heparin binding; integrin binding
Source: RefSeq, a predicted model, not a curated record
GGGGCUUGUUCCCAGCUCUGACGUCACGGAGGUGUUCAAAACCGAACGCACGAGCCUCCGUAUGUCAGGCUUCACCGGCUGCCUUAACGAUGGAGGGGACUUGCGCCUGAGCACUCUGUUUUACACUCAGCAUCUAAUUCUGGAUUCAAUGUAUUUACCACUUGGAGUAAUUUUCAGUAAUGAGCUGGCUCCUGACCUGGGUCCUGCUUGUCGCCCGACUAUAUCAGGCCAUCUCCCUGAAUUCCUUCAUUGCGACAGUCAUACCUGAGUCUACUACCCCUGAGCCCUACAACCGGACUCAGUACUGUAAGUGGCCCUGCGCCUGCCCUGAGACUCCCCUGAGCUGCCCGCCUGGUGUCAGCCUCAUCAUGGAUGGCUGUGAUUGUUGUAGAGCUUGCGCCAAGCAGGUGGGCGAGGAGUGCAACGAGGCAGACAAUUGUGAUCACCACCGCGGCCUCUAUUGUGACUACAGCUCAGACAAGCCUAGGUACGAAAAAGGAGUGUGUGCAUAUUUACUCGGCACAGGCUGUGAGUACAAUGGUGUAAUCUAUCGCAAUGGGCAGAAUUUUCAGCCCAACUGUAAAUACCAGUGUCUGUGUGUGAAUGGGGCCAUUGGCUGUGUACCACUGUGUAAUGAGUCUCAGCCUCCAAGGGUGUGGUGCCCAACGCCACGGCGGGUCAAGAUCCCUGGCCGCUGCUGUGAGCAGUGGAUCUGUGAGGAGCCCAGGAGAGGGCACAAGGCAGCACCUCGGCAUGCCAUGGCAGCUCUGUCCAAUGGAAAAGACACUUGGCAGGAGAACUGCGUGACACAGACCACAUCAUGGAGCCCAUGCUCCAAGACCUGUGGCCGUGGAUUAUCUUUACGCAUCACUAACGCCAACAAGCAGUGUAAGAUGGUCAAGGAGAGGCGGCUUUGUAACAUCCGACCCUGUGAGGUGGACAUCACUAAGCAUAUUAAGCCUGGAAAAAAGUGCCUAAACAUCUACAGGGAAGAUCAAAUGACCAACUUCACCAUCUCAGGCUGCACUAGCAAGAAGCUUUUCCGGCCCAAGUACUGUGGUGUCUGCACAGAUGAGCGCUGCUGCAUCCCUUAUAAAUCCAAAACAGUGCAGGUGGAGUUCCAAUGCCCUAAUGGAGACACGCUCACCUGGCAGAUGAUGUGGAUUAAUGCCUGCUUCUGCAACCUCAGCUGCAAAAACCCCAAUGACUUCUUUGCAGAUUUAGAGCAGUACUAUGAGAAUCGAGAGAUUAUGAACUGAGGAAUAGGCGAGUACUGUGCUGCUGUCCAGUCGGUCAUGUUUUGGAGUCGACACAAUAAAAAGGACCAACCCAACAGAAAUGUUUUUUUUUUUAAUUCUAUAAUGUGAUAAAUUCUCAGCAAUAGACAUCACACUUAAUUACUGAAUUCAACUUUAUUACUGAAUGUAUAAAAUUUGGUGAUUCAUAUUACAGUAACGUUUUUGUAGUUAAAUCUUUAUUAUUUAAUGCUUUGUAAUAACUGUCAAAUAAGCCAUUUUAUAAUGACCGCAAAACUGCCACAGUGAGUGCAUUUACAUGCACAUAGAGAAAAUCGAAUUUCUGCCGUUGCUCGACUGAAAUCGAAGUUCUAAAUGCCAUGGAUACACCUUAGCUAGGAUGAAAUUGAACCGAACUUGAUUUCUCAUAAUCGAGCUACACGACCUAGAUUAUGCGAUUUUAGCCAAGCUACUUAGUGCAUGUAAACCCUAUCAAGCUACGUAGUCAAGCUACUUACUUCAGCACUGCCCCUUCCGGAAGUGACGAGUGACGAGACCACAAGCGGGAAACACUACAGCCUCGGUCGGCAUGACAACAGUAGUAGCGAGCAGCAGAAGAGGUCAGGAGGAACAAACGAAGAAGAGAAAAUGGCGAGCAGAAACGUGCACUUCUGGAGCAAUGAGGAGACAGAGUUCAUGCUCAUUCAGCUUAAGGAGUUGAAUAUAUUAAAAUUCAUGGACGGGAGAAAAACGCACAAUGGAGAACAUGGAACUGAUAACUUUGUUUACACUCUUGAAUAGCUCUUCUUCAUGACGACAACCGGAAGUGUAUCAACAUGAUGGGGCGUGUAGCGCCACCUGUGGCUCGGGUGCACAAUGUACCUCACACAAUAGUUCGAUUUCCUUGUGUGCAUGUAGGAUUGGAUUUCUCUGGCACCCCUGCUGGGACCCUUAGCUCGAUUACCGACAGCAGCUCAAUUUGGAUGUGCAUGUAAACGUACUGAGAGAAACACCUUGCAUAAGUAUUCACACCCUUGAACUUUUUAAUGUUUUGUAGUGUUACAGCCUGGAACUUUACAUUACUUCAUUAGGAUUUUUACCAAUUGAUUUACACAAAAUGCCUAACGUUUCAAAGUUCCAAAUAGUCCUAAUGUUACACAAAGGUUAAUUCAACAAAAAAGCAGACAAUACAUGUGUAGCCGAUGGCAGUGGACACAACUCAGGAACACAGUGGUCUCAGGUUGUGAUGGAUGGUGAGCAUUUAUUUUGGGCACAGAUCAUUUAUUUUUCAGAUCACAUGUCACACACACUUACUGUAUCAUCCUCACUCACUCCGUGUGUGUGUGUGUGUGUGUGAGCGAGAGUGCUUAUUAAUAACCAUUCUCAAAUAAACAGCAGGUGUGCCUUACUCAGUAUCUACAUCUUUUUUCCUCUAUUCACCACUCUACAACAAAUCUCCAUCCAUCCAUCCAUCCAUCCAUCCAUCCAUCCAUCCAUCCAUCCAUUAUCCAAAACUGCUUAUCUUGUACAGGGUUGCAGGCAAGCUGGAGCCUAUCCCAGCUGACUAUGGGUGAGAGUUGGGGUACACCCUGGACAAGUCGCCAGGUCAUCGCAGGGCUGACACAUAGAGACACACGACCAUUCACACUCACGGUUAAUUUAGAACCACCAUUUAGCCUAACCUGUAUGUCUUUGGACUGUGGAGGAAACCAGAGCACCCGGAAGACAUGGGGAGAACAUGCAAACUCCACACAGAAAGGCCCUUGUCAGCCACUGGGCUCGAACCCAGAACCUUCUUGCUGUGAGGUGACAAUGCUAAUCACUACACCACCAUGCCGCCCUCUACCACAAAUCUGAUUUUUUAAAAAUGAUUUUCCACAUCUCACACGUACAUUUAUGACAUACAAUCCAUUUAUAUCCACUUAUAUAAUCCAUUUAUAUCCACUUCAGUUCCAGGUUGUAACACUACAAAAUGUGGAAAAAUUCAAGGAGGGGGGAAUACUUAUGCAAGGAUUUCUUGUCCACAGUGUCAAUCUCUGAUCAAAAGUCCACAGUGUCAAACUCUGAUCAAAAUGUUGCCAUGGCCUUACAGAGAUGCAUGAUUUGACUUUUCUAGGAUACCAAGGAAGUACAACUAUGACUCCCUCUGAAGGUUAUGCCAUCUUCUGUGAGAACUUCUGUGAAUAGGCACUUAUGUAAAUAAAAUGAAAAUAACCCAUAUAACUAAAUAAUAAUGUUAUAAGCAGUAAAAUAUUCCCCACACCAAUACCUAUUUCAUUUGUUAGUUAUACUUCAUUUGUGUAACAAUUCACAAAUUCGCCUGAAUUUGUGAAUUUACAAAUGCAAUAAACUGAUGUAGUUAACCAAGCAACUACAUUAUUUGAUGCAGCAGUAAAAACAUGGAAAAAAAACAGUUUCAAUGAUGUAGCACAUUUUGGCUGUUUUAUUACUUUAAGGUACAACUUACUAAUUAACAAUUAUUCCAUGAAAUCAAGUCGUACAUGAGCUGAUAGCUAUAAGCCAUGUAGGACGAGAUUGAGUGGAAUAACUCAAUCUCAAUUCUAUCCACAUUCACUGGAUUUUGAGAAACAGAGCAUUUUUGGGGGGUAAAUUUGAUAAAUAAAAACUUUAUACGAAACGCCCAACAAAAUCAUUUCCGCUUACAAUGUAAACAAACCGGUGACAUGACAGUAGCAAUGUGUGAAAAAUGCUAUAAUAAUAAUAAUAAUAAUAAUAAUAAUUCUUGAAAAAUAAAAAAGAUAUGUACUUACCAUCAAUAACUUUUAUUCCAUAUUUUGUUGCUUUUUUGUAUUUGGGGGGGGGGGGUUGUUUUCGAGUAGAGUUUUUAUUUUGUCCUAAAACGCUCCGCCAUUUUGGUUUUUUCUACUCAUGGUAUAUGAGCUGAUAUCCUAGCCAAUCAGAGCGCACGAUUGCUCAUACCCAGUGAAUGUGGAUAGAACAAUACAAAAUAUAAAUGUUAAUAUACUGUAUUUUGUACUUGACCUUGACCGACGUUUAUCGGUAAAUAUUCUGGUUGUGGCAGCACGGUGGUGUAGUGGUUAGCGCUGUCGCCUCACAGCAAGAAGGUCCGGGUUCAAGCCCCGUGGCCGGCGAGGGCCUUUCUGUGCGGAGUUUGCAUGU